AUAAAAUGGUUGUUUAGGAGUAAGAUAAGGGGAGUGCUUAUACAGCUGUGGAUUUCUACUUGCAGCUGAAAGUUUCAUAAAAUAGAAUAGAAGAAAUGAUCAGUCUCCUCAGGCUAAAUGUUCUAUUAAUUCUCUGGAUCUCGGCAAUGCAGAUGUGGAGAUGUUACCCUCUUGUCCCUUCUACGCUGUCUGGGAACUCUGAUUACUGUCUCCUCCUGCUCAAUAGUUGCCUAGCCAAGGUGGAUGGGUCCGAAGAACUAGCAUUGUUAAAGCCUUUUCUGGAGAAGUCGUAUAUUAAGAGGUCCUUUCGGAAUGGGGUUGGCUCAGGAAUUAAAAAAAAUUCCUAUCAAAGAGCCAAGUCAUAAGCAAGUGCUGGAGGAAAUACAUACAAAUCAGAAUGUAUAAAGUUAAACUGGAUGUGCUUUAAAAUUGUUUGUACUGCAUUUUUAGAUGGGGAAUGGAGCCAACAGAGACAAAUGUAUCAGCGUGUUCAUAAUGUAAACAGAUGUUUAUUUGAAAUGGUACAAGCAAAGUGAAGCAAAUGUGAUUGUUCAAAGGCAUUUCUUUAAAAAAAAAUAACAGCAUACAUUUUUGCAUUGAUAUAAAAAGUGUUUUUGGUUUCAAUCCACCUGUUAACAGAUGUCUUAACACAAAUAUGGGCCUUGUGUUUUGUUAUGAACCAUUUGGAACCUGUUGUGAAGAAACCAAUUUAAUAAUCUGAAUGUGCUCAUCUCUAGUACACAGAAGCGCUAUUUUGUAAUUUUGCUGACACAGUACUCAUUUACAUGAAACCAUUUUAGUACAAUCUCAUUCAUAGAAAGCACUAGGUAUAUGGAUAAAUGGAAGUUGCAUGGAACAGAAAGCCAAACUCAAUUUGCAGGGGUGUCAGGAAACCAGGCGUUCCUCAAUACAGGUUCUACAAGAAAGUGUUUUGAACUAUAUUUUGGACAAGUUAAGUUUUUAUUCCCAGUAUUGACGCCAGUGAAAGUAGAUUAAUGUGCAUGACAUAUCCUUCCCCUAAUCAUUAUAUAGAUUAUCCUCUAUUUACAAAAUCAUAUAUUCAGAUGAGCCAACUAUCAACUAAUGGGUGUGCUACAACAGAAACUAGACUAGUUUCCUCUUUAUGUCUCUGCGUUUAUUCCUCUGCUGUACAAAAAUAGACCUGGUUAGCUGUGCAGUCUCAAAACAUUGUAGAUUUUGUCAACAAGAAAAGGUCAUCUGCUGAGUUACAUUAUUUGUGUGACUUUUACCUUGUGGCCAUUUCCUCAGAGAAGUGAUGUAAGAAUUUCUGCAUGUUGGCAUAAAGAUGUUAUGAAGGCAUUCGAUUAGCUGCAUUCUGAAAGCAAAGCAAACAUAUUAAUCAUUGUAUGAGGUAAAUUCAAAACUUCCAUUUAAGCUUUUCAACAGUAAUAAUUACAUUUGUAAAAGCAGAUGUAAAAUCUGAAUAAUAAAUUUGAGUUGUCUUAAGUGCAUAAAAAGAAACAGCAUCAUCUAUCAUUGUUUUCAUAUGAAUAAAAACUGUGUACAAGCUGAA
Molecule: messenger RNA, 1534 nt
Organism: Podarcis raffonei (Aeolian wall lizard)
Lineage: Eukaryota; Metazoa; Chordata; Lepidosauria; Squamata; Lacertidae
Gene: NPS
Product: neuropeptide S
Exons: 3
Coding region: 96-365 (89 amino acids)
Biological process (GO): positive regulation of synaptic transmission, glutamatergic; positive regulation of action potential; positive regulation of synaptic transmission, GABAergic
Cellular component (GO): extracellular region
Source: RefSeq, a predicted model, not a curated record